Molecule: messenger RNA, 1188 nt
Organism: Microplitis demolitor
Lineage: Eukaryota; Metazoa; Arthropoda; Insecta; Hymenoptera; Braconidae
Exons: 4
Coding region: 81-920 (279 amino acids)
Source: RefSeq, a predicted model, not a curated record
AUCAAUUAUAUCAUAGUGAAUUUAGUUCGAAGAUUAUAUUACUUCAAACUACAUCAAGUUAUCACGCAAAAUAACUUAAAAUGUUGACUAAAUCACUCAUCAUAGUUCUGUCUGCUUGCAUAUUUCUCCAGGACAAUUAUGCUGCUGCAACAGAACACAGCUACACUGGAGAUUUUUUUCGAAAAAUAGGUGAUUUAAAGUAUAGAGAAGGUGAUGCUGUCGAUAGAUUGUUCAGUAUAUUCCAUCCUCACGAUAAUUCUGACAAACCUAGGCAUUCUCUUUCUGGUGAUAUCUUACGGGCUAUUGGUGAUUCUAAAUAUAGAUUUGCUGACAAAGCCGAUAGAGCUGUAGAAAAAGUUAAGACUCAUGCAGGGGAAGCAAUAGGAAAAAUCAUAAGCAAAUUUCAACCAACAGAAAGAUCUGUACCAGCUCAACCCAGGCCGAAGGCUGCUCCAAUUCCUGACAGACCAAUUCCAACAUGUCCAUCUCCAUCGAACCCUCCAUCUGAAUGCUCUCCGAACCCUGUAAAACCAGCUCCAGUAUUCCCAUUACCGUCAAAACCAACCGAAUACUCUCCGAACCCUGUAAAACCAGCUCCAGUAUUCCCAUUACCGUCAAAACCAACCGAAUACUCUCCGAACCCUGUAAAACCAGCUCCAGUAUUCCCAUUACCGUCAAAACCAACCGAAUACUCUCCGAACCCUGUAAAACCAGCUCCAGCACUCCCAUUUCCGUCAAAGCCUCCAACCACAACCAUAACCCCAGAACCUUUUGUUCCAAACAUUGCUCCCACCGUAAGGUCAUCGAUUCCUAAAUUUUUAUUUAUUUCUGAUGGAAUUACACGAGAGCUAUCAACAGAUGAAAUUAUCGAAAUAGGAAACUAUUUUGAACGAUCAAGGAAAGUAUCUACAAAUUAUUAAUAAGAAACAUAAAUUUACAUGUGACAACUAUGAAGAAUUCGAUUUAUGCGAACAUGAAUUAACAAUAUUUUUAAAAUGAAAAAUUGAAUGUUUACUUAUUUCUAUAUCAGUUUUAUAUUUUUGUAUUUUGUUAUUCUAAUUCCAUGAUUCCAAAUUUUGAGAACUGAAAAAUGUAUACUAUGAUCUUAAAAAACAAUGCAAUUAACCACAAAUUAUAUAUAGUACAGAAAAAUAUCAUGUUUAAUAAAUAAUCAUUUGAAAAAAUAAA